AUGAACUUAAGAAAUUUCAUCAACAUAUAUACUUUGAUUUUUUUCAUAUUUUUGGCAUCUACGAGAGUGGUUUUCGUUCAAAGUUACAUAACAUGGGAUGAUAUUAAAGUGAAAUCUAAUAAUUUAGAUUUAACAGACGAAAAAUCACGCAAGUGUCAAGGUGUCAUCGCUGUUGAUCAGAACGGUAACGGGGACUCCGUUACAGUACAAGGUGCAAUUGACAUGGUUCCUGUCCAUAAUUCUAAGCGAGUCAAAAUUCUCAUUCGUCCGGGGACAUACAGAGAAAAAGUGAUUAUUCCAGCUUCAAAGCCAUUUAUUUCAUUAAUUGGUGAUGAACAUCAAGCUAGAAGAACCACAAUUACUUGGAAUAACAAGGCCUCUGACAAGGACCAAUAUGGCAAUGUGUUAGGCACUUCCAACACAGCCACAGUUGCAGUAGAAUCAGAUUACUUCUGUGCAAGUGGCAUCACCAUUGAGAAUACGGUGUUUGCAUUGCCUCAGUACAAUGACAUGCAAGCUGUGGCAUUAAGAUUAUCAGGCGACAGGGCAAUGUUGUACAAAGUUAGGAUAUUGGGAUCACAGGACACACUUUAUGAUGAGUCUGGAUCACACUAUUUUUACAAGUGUGUCAUUCAAGGCACUGUUGAUUUCAUUUGUGGCAAUGCUAGAUCACUAUAUCAGGGUUGUAUUCUUCAUUCAAUAGCCGAGGAUAACAUGGGAAUAUCAGGAGCGAUUGCAGCUCACCAAAGAAACUCUGCUGAUGAAGAUACAGGAUUCUCAUUUGUUAACUGUAAAGUCAGUGGAAGUGGCAGUGUCCUUUUAGGCAGAGCAUGGGGAGAGUAUUCAAGGAUUAUAUACUCACAUUGCUCUUUUGAUGGUCUUAUAGCUCCUGAAGGAUGGUACGACUGGGACCAAUUAUCUAGAGAAAAACAUGCAGUGUUUGGGGAAUACAAGUGCAGAGGCAAAGGAGCCAAUAGAUACGGUCGAGUGCCAUGGGCUAAAUCUUUCAGUAAAGCUCAAGUCAAGCCCUUCUUGAAUAGAAAAUUCAUUGGUGGAGAGCACUGGCUUAGAGUUUAGUUUCAUAAUGACUCUGCAAAUUGCAAAAAUUUGGGCCAAAAUUGCUUUGUGAAUUUCCAUUUUUAUAGGCAGGAUAAGAGCCCAUUGCCCUUUAAUUUUGAUCAAACAUUUUGUGAAUACCAUUUUGUUGUUGUUUAGCAUAUUUUUGUUCUUUCUUUUCAAAUGAUAGGCUUGGU
Lycium barbarum (goji berry) is the source of this 1253-nucleotide messenger RNA. Its product is annotated as pectinesterase QRT1-like. Gene Ontology annotation, biological process: cell wall modification. Lineage: Eukaryota; Viridiplantae; Streptophyta; Magnoliopsida; Solanales; Solanaceae. Bases 1 to 1077 code for a protein of 358 amino acids. The transcript is spliced from 5 exons. Gene Ontology annotation, molecular function: pectinesterase activity. The record is from RefSeq and is a predicted model, not a curated record.